GAAUUCUCAGAGUUGAACCUAGCCGCCUAUGUUACUGGGGGCUGUAUGGUGGACAUGCAGGUCGUGAGAAACGGAACUAAGGUUGUGAGGUCCUUCAAGCCGGACUUUAUCCUGGUGCGCCAGCAUGCCUACAGCAUGGCCCUAGCCGAAGACUACCGCAGCCUGGUCAUCGGCCUCCAAUAUGGAGGGCUGCCUGCUGUCAAUUCUCUUUACUCUGUCUACAACUUCUGCAGCAAGCCCUGGGUGUUCUCUCAGCUAAUUAAGAUCUUCCAUUCUCUGGGUCCUGAGAAGUUCCCGCUUGUGGAGCAAACGUUCUUCCCCAACCAUAAACCAAUGCUCACGGCCCCACACUUCCCCGUGGUGAUCAAGCUGGGACAUGCCCACGCUGGAAUGGGAAAGAUUAAAGUGGAAAACCAGCAUGACUACCAGGACAUCACCAGCGUGAUAGCCAUGGCCAAAACCUACGCCACCACUGAGGCCUUCAUCGACUCCAAGUACGACAUCCGCAUCCAGAAAAUUGGCUCCAACUACAAGGCUUACAUGAGAACCUCAAUCUCUGGAAACUGGAAGGCCAACACAGGCUCUGCCAUGCUGGAGCAGGUGGCCAUGACAGAGAGGUACAGGCUUUGGGUGGACAGCUGCUCGGAAAUGUUCGGUGGCCUGGACAUCUGCGCUGUCAAAGCUGUCCACAGCAAGGAUGGCAGGGAUUACAUCAUCGAGGUGAUGGACAGCUCCAUGCCCCUGAUUGGAGAGCAUGUGGAAGAGGACAGACAGCUGAUGGCCGACCUGGUGGUUUCCAAAAUGAGCCAACUCCUGAUGCCAGGGGGCACAGUGCCCUCACCCCUGAGACCUUGGGGUCCACCGAUGAAGCCAGCAAAAUCUCCAGGACAAGGUCAGCUGGGGCCUCAGCUUGGACAGCCCCAGCCGCGCCCACCCACACAAGGAGGCCCUCGUCAAGCUCAGUCUUCUCAGCCCCCAAGGUCUGGGAGCCCCUCCCAACAGAGGCUUUCCCCCCAAGGCCAGCAGCCUCUGAGCCCGCAGUCUGGCUCUCCACAGCAGCAGAGGUCACCAGGUUCCCCACAGCUGUCCCGGGCAUCUGGUGGCAGCUCACCAAACCAGGCCUCCAAACCAGGCCUCACUUCUCAGCCACGGCCCCCUGUUCAAGGCCGCAGCAAUUCCCAACAGGGUGAAGAGUCCCAGAAGUCAGCACCACCCCACCCCCAUCUCAACAAAUCCCAGUCCCUGACCAACAGCCUCAGCACAUCUGACACGUCUCAGCGUGGGACCCCAAGCGAAGACGAGGCCAAGGCUGAAACCAUCCGCAACCUGAGAAAGUCCUUCGCCAGCCUGUUCUCUGACUAACCCCAUCCAGGCUGGUCAGAGGGGGCAUGUGCCGUUACCCUCUCCCCACUCCUGCCUCGUUUCCUUCUCAGCCAUGGCUCCCGGUGGGAACAGAAUGGAGGGCCUAAGAAUGUACUUUCUAAAUGCCUUUGACCCAAGAUUUGAUUAGCUCUAUGUUUUCUCAUUUUCCCUUACCACAUUCCAAUGUUGUCAGCCUGAGGAGUGGGCCUUUGAGAGCCUCCACGUUCUUCAAAACGGGGCUUAAAGACAGGCCUCACACCCCUCUGCCCACCCA
This is a messenger RNA of Orycteropus afer afer, 1636 nucleotides long. It is a transcript of the gene SYN3, whose product is annotated as synapsin III. Gene Ontology annotation, molecular function: ATP binding. Gene Ontology annotation, cellular component: synaptic vesicle; synaptic vesicle membrane. The record is from RefSeq and is a predicted model, not a curated record. Gene Ontology annotation, biological process: neurotransmitter secretion. NCBI's taxonomy places the organism in Eukaryota, Metazoa, Chordata, Mammalia, Tubulidentata, Orycteropodidae.